GUGUCGGUCGCACUGAAUUUUAAACGAAACUUCUGUCUUCCUUAAUUUAGUUCAUAACACGCUCGCAAUGCGUCUGCUUAAUUACUUGUCCUGCGUAUUAAUAAUUGUCGCACUUUAUGGUGCACGCGUUACAAUCGCUAUAUUAGCAGCCGAAGAUAGAGCUAAUGCCACACCCGGUACGGAUACUUUUCUAGCUACGCCAACUCGUGAAAAUAUCGAAAGCACCCCGCGUCCCAGCGACACUGCCUAUAAAGCGGCAAACUGUCUCACCAAUUCAUUAAACUCGGACUCAAUUUAUUGUCGUGGGUCUCGCGCCUUUCGCAACGUAAUUAAGAAUUUAAAUCGACGUGAUAAACCGUUGGUGUUGAUGCGUGGUCUAGAAAUCGUACCAAUUGAGCAAGUUUCAAACGGUGUAGCCGCGGAGCCUGCCUUGGAGAGUGAUGACACCUUUUUGGGCUAUGUCUCGGAUUAUUUGCGCAGUCAUGAAUUGAAUAUUAAAUUCGCCGAUUUACUAGCCGACGAAAGUGAACGUUAUUUGUCAUACGAUAUGGAGCGAAACGCUAAAGGGGAUGGUGUUCAAGAAGCGCGCAAGAAAGACAAAGGACAAGGUGUGAUCUUGGCCAUGGCGCUGAUGUUUGGCAAGAUGAUGGCAGUCAUGAGCUUGGGCGGCAUUGGAGCAAUGGCUUUGAAGGCGCUCGGGGUGGCGAUGACUGCUCUUAUGUUGGCCGGUCUUAUGGGCAUGAAGUCUCUAAUGCAUGGUGGUCAUGAAAGCAGUCACAGUGUGCAGUAUCUCAGCGGCGGAGAAGGCCAUCAUCACAUGCGCCGCCGACGCAGCAGUUAUGAUCCGUUACGAUUGCCCUAUCGCGGCUGGCAUCAAAAGCUCGCUGAGUAAAUGUAAAUUAAAAUCAAUGAAUACAUUUUAAGUAAUUACCAUAUAUGUAUGUUUAUAUAAAAACAUAGAACA
Bactrocera latifrons is the source of this 964-nucleotide messenger RNA. RefSeq lists its product as uncharacterized. The record is from RefSeq and is a predicted model, not a curated record. The transcript has 2 exons. NCBI's taxonomy places the organism in Eukaryota, Metazoa, Arthropoda, Insecta, Diptera, Tephritidae. Bases 68 to 892 code for a protein of 274 amino acids.